CUCCCCAUCCCCGCAUGUGGCCUUGCAAGCCAUUGUUGUGUGUCGGGUGACGUCACAGUGUGCGGGAGACAAGGGGAGAAGAAGAGGAGGAGGAGACAAGGAGAGAAGGAGACAAGGAGAGGAGGAGAGAAGAGGAGACGGAGCGGCGUGCGCCUGGCGAGACAAAGGCGGGGAGGAGCGUGGCGGAGAGAAGUGAGGUCACAGCAGGCAGCAGCAGCAGACAGACUUGGUGGACACUCGUCAAGGUCCAUGUUGGAGGGAGAUGAGACUGAGACUAAGACUAAGACUAAGUCCGCGUAUUCCUCAACAUUUUUCCCCCUCAGCCUUUCUCUUCUGCUGCUAGGCGGCUAAGUGCUAGCUGCUAAGUGCUAGCUGCACAAAGGCGGCGCUCCUCUUCCCGGCUUCUCCUUCUUCUCUUUCCCACAACAAGUCGGCGUGAGUCCACCGAGUCGCCAUCAGGUCAGUCCACACACGGCGGCCGUCCGUGAUCUGAUGUGAGAUCCACGAUGCCGAGCCCUUUAUUCCACCCCGAGAUUAUGGAGCACGACGUGGUGAUCAGCAGCCAGCACAACGGGCUCGCUCUGCCCCGGGAAAGCGAGCAGGAGUCCCGGGACGAGGACCACCAGGAGGUGCUGCGCUUCGCCCUGGACCAGCUGUCACUCAUGGCCCUGGAGAAGGUGGACUGCGUGGACGGCAGCCAGGCGCCCGGCUCAGAGGCUUACGUGGAUCUUCAGAUGCUCGACCACCCCGGCGGCUCCCGGGACUCGCCCGCAUCCUGCUCCCCGUCGCCGGAGUACUACGGCUCGGGCGGCUACCACAUGUCUGGCUCGCACGCCCUGCUCCAUGGGGAGCAGAGCAGGAAGAGAAGCGUCAACAUGACGGAGUGUGUGCCGGUGCCCAGCUCGGAACAUGUGGCGGAGAUCGUGGGCCGACAAGGUUGUAAGAUCAAGGCGCUGCGUGCCAAGACCAACACUUACAUCAAGACCCCCGUCCGAGGGGAGGAGCCGGUGUUCAUCGUGACCGGGCGCAGGGAGGAUGUGGAGAUGGCCAAGCGGGAGAUCGUCUCUGCCGCUGAACAUUUCUCCAUGAUCCGGGCGUCCCGCUGCAAAGCCGGAGGACCCGCAGGAGGAGGAGGAGGUGGAGGAGGGGGAGGAGGCUCGCUCCCCGGACCCCCGCACCUCCCUGGACAAACAACCAUUCAGGUGAGGGUGCCCUACAGAGUGGUGGGCUUGGUUGUGGGACCAAAAGGAGCCACCAUCAAGCGCAUCCAGCAGCAAACCCACACCUACAUCGUGACGCCCAGUCGAGAGAAGGAUCCCGUGUUCGAAGUGACCGGCAUGCCCGAGAACGUGGAUCGGGCCAGGGAGGAGAUCGAGACCCACAUCACGCUGAGAACCGGAACCUUUGUGGACCUUCAGGGGGACAACGACUUCCACACCAACGGCACAGACGUCAGCCUGGAGGGUCUGGGCUCCCUCAGCGCGGGCCUGGGAGCGUCCUUGUGGUCCCGGGCCUCCCACCACCAUUCCGCAGCACCGCCUCCGCCCGCGCCGCCCUCUUCCCCUCCCAACCCCCCCAUGUCUGUCAAUCACUCCAGCGGCCGCAAGAUGGCCUACCACACGCACAAUAGCGCCAUGAGCUCAGACAACUUCAGCGCGGGGCGCAAAGCCAACGAGGGAGGGAGUCCCACCAGUCCCUUCAGCACAGGGUCCAGCAGCGCCGGAGGCGGCUUUACUUUCGGAGGCGACUCCACCCCGGGACUCCCGUCUUCAGAAGAACUUGGCUUUGAAUUCAGCGCUUCUAACAUCUGGGCGCCUUUCGUCAACGGCGCCAAGUCUGGUGGCGCCUCGCAGCAGCAGCAGCCCGUACGUCGUAACAGCAGCGGUCUCAGCGGGGGCGCCGUCACUCCACGCUUGUCCCCGACGCUGCCUCAGGACACGGGCCCCCUGGAACACCCGUUGGCCCGCCGCGCCCAAAGCGACCCCCUCAGCACGCUCUCCUGGUUGCAGUCCGGCAACGCUGCGGGCGGAUCCUUCUCCGGAGGCUCCAGUUCCAGCUCUGGCGGCUCCUCUACCGGCUACUCAUCCUGCUCGGCCUCCUCGCUGCCCGGGGGCUCGCCCACCGACUCCGAGGGCGGCGGUGGCAGCGUGGGCCUCAGCUCUGGGAUGCUGAGUCGACUGAAAGGCGGGCCCGGCGUGGUGGGGCUGGGCGGCGUCAACAGGGACUGCUUCGUGUGUUUCGAGAGCGAGGUGACGGCCGCCCUGGUGCCCUGCGGCCACAACCUCUUCUGCAUGGAGUGUGCGGGCCAGAUCUGCCAGUCUGCAGAGUCCGAGUGCCCCGUGUGCCACACGCCCGCCACUCAGUGCAUUCGCAUCUUCUCUUAAUAAUAGUGACAGUCAUGCCAUCAUCAUCAUAAUAAUAAUAAUAAUAAUAAUAAUGACGCUAAGGAGUUCUUUUGGGGGUGGUCUUCAAACUUGUGUCUUAGCUCUUCAGGCCUUCAUUUUGGGACCCUCGUCUUUCAUUUUGGGACCCUCGUCUUUCAUUCAGGCUUCUUCUUUUCGCAGCCUUUCUUUUUCACACUUUUUCUACUUAGCAGAUAUUUUUCGACAAAGCUGUCAAAACGAGGCCUGCACCUUUUUCUACUUUUCUCUUCAUGUGCUGUGCAAGCCCCGCCCCCUCAUGACCACAUGAUCCCAUCUCUCGCUCGCGGACUACUUGGCCACGCCCCCUCAGCCAUGAAGCCAUGCCAAAUGUUAGACGCCAGCACAAUGCAGCAUUCUUUCUCCUUGGCCUCUCAGGUGUGGACGCCCGGCCCGCUGACAAUCCCUUUACCCCCCCCCAUGUGUGUGUGUGGUUACUGCCGGCCCCUCCCCCCACGGCGUGCUUAAAGGAAGGCCGUGAUCCCCCACUUCCUGUCUGUUACUUCCAUGAGCUCCUUCAGUGUCAUCUUCAUCCUGUUUCUGUCGCCUUUGAGGACAAGUUCCAUACAAUAAUUCUGAGGGGGGGGGUGUCACUGAACUCUGUUUCCUGCACUGAAGUCCCCCCCGACUCACCUAAACUGCUUUUAUUUUGGUCUUCCACCUCUGCUGGGCUGCGUCCAGCGCCACCUUCCCGGCCAUCAGCAGCGCACCAAGUGUCUGCCCCCUGUUGUCCUCCUGGUGGCGCUGCUGGAGGACUUCUCCUUAAUGGCAGCUACGUCAUCCAGGGCUUCCACGCUCACGUCGUGUUCCAAACCCAGCAAGAAUGUUGAUGAAGGCAGGUGGAGAGAAUGUUGGCGUCAUGUACUUUUCAGUCACACACAAAAAAGGUACCCGUUUUUUCAGCUUGUCUGCUGAUUUUUAUUUUUUUAGCCAAAUGAUCCCCUCCCCCAUUGCCUUCCUUCAAGGUUUGAAAACAGGGUUUCCUGAGGCAGCGACCUCUGACCUUUUCUUUUUGCUGAUUAGAGGGGGGAUGUAAGGAGAACCUGGCCAAUGAGAAGUGGGGGGGCAAACUCCUCUAUUUUCUUUAUUGCUUUAACUCUCUUUUUGUACGCUGAACCAAAAUGUCCAGUCAGCAGACGCGUGCGUGUAAAUAUCCUCAACAAUCAUCUUUUUACCAGUUAGUGGACACACCUGUACUUUCUCAUCCUUUGUAAGUUACCCACCUGCAUGUCUUCAAGCCACCUGGCGUUAGAUCAUUUUUAACAUUGAAAGAGAAAAAGACGACAAAAAACUUUUUACACAUUUUUAUUUUUUACAAUUUAUUUGCUUACCUAAAUAUCCCAGACAAUAAUGUGAGCCUUUUUAUUACUUCAAAUGUAUUUUUUAUUUUUAUUUGUUUCCUUUUUCAUUAUUUCCUGUGUAUUACAUAUAGGCGAUUUAUAACAAAAUGAGAAAAAUUAUUGAAGAAAUUUUUUAAAAUUGAAAUAUAUUUUAUUUGAAAGUUUAUGGACCUUUUAACCAGACGCCGUGGAAAUUGUAUAAUCAUAUAAUUUGUGCUGGUUUGACGGUUAUGAGAAAUGUAUCAAGAGUUUUAUUUUUUAUGCUUCUUUAAUAAAAUCUUUGGUUUUAGUUCCAUUUUUUUACUGUAAAAUGA
Nerophis ophidion (straightnose pipefish) is the source of this 4074-nucleotide messenger RNA. Its product is annotated as RNA-binding protein MEX3B-like. The transcript is spliced from 4 exons. The coding region runs from base 507 to 2384 and encodes 625 amino acids. Lineage: Eukaryota; Metazoa; Chordata; Actinopteri; Syngnathiformes; Syngnathidae. The record is from RefSeq and is a predicted model, not a curated record. Gene Ontology annotation, molecular function: RNA binding.